This is a messenger RNA of Microtus oregoni (creeping vole), 6134 nucleotides long. Its product is annotated as IQ domain-containing protein E-like. Gene Ontology annotation, molecular function: protein binding. The record is from RefSeq and is a predicted model, not a curated record. NCBI's taxonomy places the organism in Eukaryota, Metazoa, Chordata, Mammalia, Rodentia, Cricetidae. The transcript is spliced from 23 exons. Bases 67 to 2514 code for a protein of 815 amino acids.
UCCACAUCCGGGGCCCUGUGGCCGCGGCACGGUUGCCAUGGCAGCAGGGCUGCUGGCAGGCCUCCCAUGUUGAGGGCCAAGCUCGCAGCGUCCAGGAGGCCGCGCAGCGCCGCCACUAUGAGUCUGGGCACCGCGGAUCUAGCCUCGGAGACGGGAGAUGACAGCCUGUCUGCAAUUACCUUUGAUUCUGAGUUUGAGACGAAAACAAAAAGAAAAGGUUGCCAGAAACCUCCUUCCACAUCACCAAAAUCACCUUACAACUCCAAGCCCAGAAAAGUGACAUCCUGGCGGUCUCUGAAGACAGGAGGGAGCAUGCCUCUGAGCAGCAGAAUGUCCUUGACCCCACAAAAGCUGUGGCUGGGAACCUCAAAACAUGGAAGUGUGACCCAACCCCUGAGCUCCACGCUUACCUCGGAGCACGCAUGGACCCACCCCCCCAGCUGCACGCCCGACCACCUGACAGAAGCCUUAAGAGCGAAGAGGGCAGACCUCCGGCGUUCUGGCAGCCAUGGUCAUGUCUCUGGAACUUCUGUCUACAGAGAGAAAGAGGACAUGUAUGAUGAGAUCAUCGAGUUGAAGAAGUCCUUACAUAUGCAGAAAAGCGAUGUGGAUCUGAUGAGAACAAAGCUUCGGCGCUUGGAAGAGGAGAACAACAGAAAGGAUCGACAGAUAGAACAGCUCUUGGAUCCAGGUCGAGGCCCAGACUUCGUGCGAACCCUGGCCGAGAAAAGGCCUGACACUGGUUGGGUCAUCACCGGGCUCAAGCAAAGGAUCUUCAGGCUGGAGCAACAGUGCAAGGAAAAGGACAACACUAUCAACAAACUGCAGACGGACAUGAAGACCACCAACCUGGAGGAGAUGCGCAUCGCCAUGGAGACAUACUAUGAGGAGAUCCAUCGUCUGCAGACCCUCCUAGCGAGUACUGACGCCACAGGAAAGAGGCCCAUAGUGGAGAAGAAGCUGGGUAUGAAGAGGCAGAAGAAGAUGAGCAGUGCCCUGCUAAACUUGACCCGGAGUGUGCAGGAGCUGACAGAGGAGAACCAGAGCCUGAAGGAGGACCUGGACCGCAUGCUCAGCAAUUCCCCCACUGUCUCCAAAAUAAAGGGUUAUGUAGACUGGAGCAAGCCCCGGCUGCUGAGACGCAUCGCAGAGUUGGAAAAGAAGGUGAGCUCCUCAGAAAACCCAAAGCUCUCUACUUCAGAGCUGGUCAAGCCGAAUCCCCUGGUCCACUCCUCAUCCAACAUCUCAGUGCAAAAGCAGCCGAAAGGGGACCAGUCCAAAGAGGACCAGCCCAAAGGGGAUCCAUCCGAGGAUGAGGAGCAUCUCCAAGGAGCCAUGAAGAUCCUGAAGGGGGAGCGGAGCGCACUGCAGGCACAGCUGGCGGAGAAAGACGUGGAGAUGAAUAAGCUGCUGCAGGCCAAGAUCGACUUGGAGAAGGAGCUGGAGAUAGCCCGGGAAGGCGAGAAGGAGAGGCGCCAGCAGGAGCAGGCUUUGAGAGAGGAAAUUGAAGCUCUCACCAACAAGUGUCAAGAACUGGAAGAAGCUAAGAGACAAGAGAGAGAGCCUACUGUGGCAUUCACUCAUGAGGCCCACCCAGAGCUCCGAUCUCCAUCACCCUGCAGCAGGCACUCCAAGCCAGACUCCGACAAUGAGCCUUACUCCCCCACCAGUGCUGGCGAGGGGGCUGACUGCCAGUCCCCCACCCCAUGCUCUGAAGAGAGGAGAGAGGCCGCCGUCAGAACCCUGCAGGCCCGAUGGAAGGCCCACAGGCACAAGAAAAGAAAAGCGGCUUUGGAUGAGGCAGCAACUGUGCUCCAGGCGGCCUUCAGGGGACACCUAGCUCGUUCUAAGCUGUUACACAACAAAGCUCUAGACUUCAGGUCUCCGAGCCUGCCUGGCCUUCCCAGCCUUCCCAACCAGCUGCAGAGCUCUCCCACAUCUCGUGUCCCAAGCCCCACCUUCCAGCCUGAAGAUAGCCCAGCACAAGAGGAGGCCAUCACUGUCAUCCAGUCCAUCCUCCGGGGAUACCUGGCCCAGGCCAGGUUCAUUGCCAACUGCUGCAGAGGGCUCGCUGCCUCAGCUCAGAGGGAAGCUGUCUCAACCACACCCUCAGGAUCCGCCUCCCCACCUUCCCUAGCAGCUUCUUCUGAAGCAAUGCGAGUGGGGCUCUGUCCCAAGGAGGAGCCGAGAGAGACCGUUGCAGCUGGACCUGCCUCCUCACAGUCCUCGGUGCCCGACUCCCCCCAGGGUGGCCACUGGGACUGUCCAUCCCCAUUCAGUCUGGACGAUGUACCUCAGUCCAGCAUGACGGAUGUGAUGUGCUUGGAUCUGCUUGGAUGUGAAGAAAGGAGCAGUAGCACCGGAAGUGCUCAGCCAUCCCUGGUGGUGUCCUCUCCCCCAGGACUACAGCCCACAGCGUCACCAACCCCUGAGGAGGAUGUCUGCUCCGACGACUCCGAUGAUAUUAUCUUUUCGCCAUUUCUGCCCAGGAAGAAAAGCCCCUCCCCAUUCUAGGACCCCAGUCAUUGCCUCCAGGUGAGGUGGCUGUGGGGCCAGGUUAGAGGACUCGCUAACUGAAUUUGAGAAGAUGACCUAUCUUGCUAGGGAAAGAGUCCACCUCGGGAACACCUCAACCAUCAGUUUUCUUAUGUAUUGUGCCUGUGCCUUUGAGGGAUCCUGGUGGCUCUACGCUGCUCUCUGGGGAGGGCAUGCGGCCACCUCCCACUUCCAUCUCUGGUUUCAGCCCGUGUGUUUCCAGUGCCCACAGAUAUGUCCACCCCAAAUCAGGGCAGCAGGGAGUCUUGCAAAGUCUGCCACCUGCCCUUGACCUUGGCACUGCCAGCUGCCAUGAGAUGCAGCCUUCCUCAUCUUGUGCUGCUCAGUGCCUUACAGGUCACACAGCUAAGUCUCCUGUCCCCUCAGCAGAACACAGUCAUAUCUAAGCCAGCAAGAAGCUACGGACAUCAGGGUCCCCAGAUGAGCCCCUGUCCCAUGGGCUCCUUGCUCCCCUUUCUCUUACCCCCCACCACCUCCGUCCCCUUGGGAGGAUGAAUUCUUUGAAGAUCACCUGGCAGUGUGACAUGGAGUGGCUCAGCAGGUAUUGAGAGACAGCACGAGGACAGAGCCACAGGUCACCAAGAGAGGAGACGGAGAGCAGGGCCAGGAGCCAGCUCACCAUCCCAGAAGAGACAAGUCUCAGGGAAGAACAAAUUCCAGUGUCGACCUAGGGACAGCCCUGUCACCUGGCACCAGUGCCACCUGGCCCACUCAGCACCAGAAGUUGAGAUCUUGGUCCCAGUUUGUGAAAUUAGCUGUUGUCAGUGGGUGAGAAUGAGGGGUUUGGGGCUUGGGCAGGGUUUUAGGGGUAUCCAUGCUCUGUGUAGCUCAGGUCUGCCGUCCAUGCUUCCCUGUCAUGCCUGUGGGACUGACUGCUGGCUGUCUCCAUAGAUCACUGGGGAUGGGACUUUCUGGCCCCAUGGGACUGGCUUUUUUCUUAGGCAAAACCUAGUGCUAGAAAGUUCCUUCUUGGACUAGACUUGUGGGGACACCAGGUUUGCUGUUAGGGACCAUUUAUUUACUGCUGGCGUCCUCCACAGAACACCUUCCUAAUGCUGCACACAGCAGGCUGGGCAUGGGACCCUCAGGAUGGGAGCUGGGCUUGCGGCCAGAGGCCAGGAAGAUGGAACCCAACUUUGUCGACCUGCCCCAGGACAGGGAAAGGGCCCCUAAUACUGUGAUGGGACCAAGCACACCUGCCUAGCCCUUUUCUCCACCAGGGGGCAAAAAACAACUCAGCCAGGACCCUGGCAGGCUCAGUUUUUUAUGCACUUUGCCUGUGGGCUGUCCGCCAAAUUAGUUUUCUUCCCUGUGUACUGGUAAUUUUACCAACGUGGCAGCCAAGUGGAGCCCUCUGUAGAUCUGCCUCCCCACCACAACUUGGGUGUGUUCCCUGUGAUUGAUGCCACCACUUGAAGCUUCAGUCCAUCCACUCGGGCACAAGAAGGUGACUACAAGUGGCCCCCUCUUGUGCCUGUACCUUCCCCAAGACCAAAGGUCCUUAUGUGGCUGCUCUGUCCUCUCUCUUAUUUAAUAGCAGCCAUUUGUGCAUUGAGUGUUCUGAGCAUGAACAUUCAGGAGUUCUAGGUUGGUGGGGGGGCAGGGGUAAAGGGGGGUGUCUUCACCUCGGCUGCCCCCACCUCAGGAAAGGGGGCAGGGUCUGUAGGUGUGAGGCUUAUCUGUGCAGCCAGCCUGGCCAGUGGACAGUGAAGUCAAGAUCAGCCCCUGCACUUGAGUUUUCUGAGAACAUGUCCCUGCAAACAGGAAAGCUACAACCCUCCUGUCCUUUGGUGCAGCAGCUAAUCUAUUAAAGGUAAACCCUGUCUUGAAGCUACCUCAGUAAAUGACGGUGCCUCAAGCCUCUGUCUUUGGCCGGUGUCCUGUGUCCUGUGCUCCCCACCCAGGCCCCAUUGGUACAGCAGGCUGCCCCUGGCUGAUCUGACGCAGAGAGCCCUGGGGGGGGGGGGGGUAACUUCUGUGGGACCUAGGAACAGUGCAGAGAGCUGCUGCUGGCUCCCCAGGAGCAAAUGUGUAGGAUUUCAGCCAGUCAGUCCAGCUUUGGACUUUGCCUGGUCUAUAAGAUAAGCAGACUCCUCGUGCUUGGCUUGCUUUCGGAGGCAUAAGUCCUCCAGCAUGUGGCUGGCCAGCUAGGGCCAUUGGCAAAGCCCAAACUACAGAGACUGUGGGUGGAGUGAGCUGUAGGCCAAUGGCGGGGGGGGGGGGGGGUGGCUGUGGUAGGAUCAGCUAUGAGAAGAGGAGCCAGAGACUGGGCCAACCCUGCUGAGAGUGUGAUUGGUCCAGGACCCAGCCAGUUGUGGUCUGUGAAUUGUAAGUGGGGCGGUAGGAAGUAGAAAAAUUCAUCCCUGGGGGAGACUAGGAGUGGAAACAUUUCCAGAAAGAAAGGGCCUCAGACCUUAACAUUCAGGACCAAGCGGGCCCAGGUAUGUGCACUUGAGAUGGGUAAAUGACGUCUCUGUGCCCUUAUUUCCACGGCAACACCUUCACAUCACCUUGAUCUUAAAGAGCAGCUGUGAGACUUCUCUGAAGGCUGGUAGGUUGUCCAACUUUGGAAGAAACCAUGCUUUCUUCAUGACUCCACCGGUGGGCAGCAACCAACCUGCUGAGCCUGCCCUGGGCCAGUUGUCCUGUGUGGAGAGCUGGAAAGGUGAAGGUGCUACUCACACCAAGGAGGUGCUGGGUGGAGGCCUUGGGCGGCUCUGGAGAGUGCUCAGGAAGCCAUUUGGGCUUGGGACACAGGGCUUAUAGGGACCCUGUGGGAUGGUGUUCCUCUUACCCGUGACUGGGGGAAGAAGAUACCUCUGGUUCAAAAACCAGGAAUAGACUGGGGUUACCAUCCUGAAGACGCCACCCCAGCGAAAUAGCGAGAUCUAGGAACACCACAGCCCUCUGUUGCCCUUGGUUCACCUCCACCCACCACAUGCAGCUGAGACGGAAGUGCUGAGAGGGGGCUGGUACAAUCCAGGCUUCCCAAAGCUAGCAAAACAGGCAGCAGCAAGCUGAGUGUGGAUGGAGAACAAACCUAUAGUGAGCUUUUGUGGGGCACUAGGGAUGGACCCUGAGUCCUACUAUGAGCUAGGCAAGUGCUCUACCACUGAGCCACACUACCAGCCCCUCAGUGCAUUCUUGAUGCUGUGUUAUCACGGGGGCGUGCAGCAUUGAAAGGGGUUUUGUCAGAAGCCACCAAGACCGUAGUCCCUCUAAACUGCCUGAUGGCUGAGCAGAAAUCGCCAGGGCCCUGUGCCUGGUGUUUUGUAAAGUACCAUAGUACAUUGGGAGCUUGUCGUGGGUCCAUUUCAGCACCAAGGAAGGGCUGUGGCUGAGUGACCCUGGCUGCAGGUGCUGGCUGUAUUCUGUCUGAUAAUGUCUAUUUUUGUCUCCCGACGAGGGGAGUGAGGACCAUGCCUUCAGUUUCACAGACCCAGAACCCUCGGUGAAGAGACCAUCAUUAGAAAAGAACGAGCUAACCAGUGUAGAUUCCUUUAAAGCUAUAAAUACCUUCCCAGGAAAGCGCUCUAACCUUUGAGAUCUAAAUAAAAAUUCCAUUAUAUCCUGGUCAA